UGCGCCACCUGCCUUGGCCGCCACAAGCACCGCGUCUUCGACUGCGACGCGACCCACACAUGGAACAAGGCCUUCGAGGUCAUGUCAAAACGCUCCGGAAAGGACUUCAUGCUCAAAGAUGGCCGCUCCCUCUGCUACGACUGGCAGCGAGGCAGGGGCUGUCGCAGCAGCCUCCACGACAACAGGCAUAUCUGCUCGGGAUGCGGGAAGGCAACCCAUGGGGCCCAGAACUGCCCUCGAGCAGAGCCGCUCACGCCCUCGAACCCCGUACCAGGCAAACGAGUGGGGGAGACAGCUUGA
Molecule: messenger RNA, 300 nt
Organism: Rhodofomes roseus
Lineage: Eukaryota; Fungi; Basidiomycota; Agaricomycetes; Polyporales; Fomitopsidaceae
Exons: 1
Source: RefSeq, a predicted model, not a curated record